GGUAAUGAGAAGAUUUUGCAGCAGUAAGGAAAAAUUCCUUGUGUGAAAAUUAUAAUUUGCAAAAAUAAAAGCAAAUGAAAUAAAUGUUUAUUUAAUUCAUAAAAACUGAAAUGCUCAUACGACGCUGCGGAAGUGGAAAAAAUCCAAAUAAGAGGAAAAUACAAUAAAUGGGAGAAAGACUGUACGAGCAGAGAUACCACGAAGCAAGGAAACAGAAACGGCAGUGGAGACGACAGCUACAAAGAUCGAACUAUUGUUUAAAUUGGAAGAAUGUGUGACGUGUGUUCGGAUUUUUUACAUUUGCUAGAGUCGUAUGAGGCGAGAAUAACUAGCAAUGAUGCAAAACAUUCAAUACUAUUAAAGAGCGAAAUUGAAAUAGCAUUCAUAUAUAUACAGACAUGGCCACAACGUCAAUGCAUGUGCUUAUAUAGGGACUUAAAAAAUUAUGAACGUUUUAAUCUCAUACUGCAGUCUAUGAUAUUUCUAUCAGUACAUCAUCUUAAACAUAUAUCAAGACUCAUCGAAGAUUACAAACGUUUAACAGCAAGUGCAGCUCAAGCUGUGGCGCAAGCACAAAAAAAUGCUGCGGCAGACAAUGCAGCAUCAUCAUCAUCGUCCAAAACUGUUUCCAAAGAAACAGAGGCCACAACUAAAUCGGAUGAAAAGCCAAAAGAAUGUAAAGAUAAUGAGAAAGCUCAAACAGUUUCAACAGCGAAAUCCCUCUCCCCGCCAAUACAACACUCUACCCAACAUACAGAGGAACCAUGGAUAUUACCUGAAGUUGAAAAACUAUUUAUAUUAGUAUCCAAAAUAUUUCUGCUCAACUUUCCACUUUAUAUUGCAUACAAGCACGGUACCCAUGCACGUCUUGAUGAUAUUUCUGCCGAAGAGGCUCAACAUUUGGCUUUAUUUUGUGAUUUACAUGAUAACGAAAUUCCUGUUUAUUUACUACGAAAUAUUUGUCUUUUUUGCAAUUCUGGAGGAUUUGCAGCUAUGAUGAUGUGUUUCGAGCAUCCAGAGUUAUCAGUUAGUACGGCGCAUGCUAUAACGGCAACUGUUUCCAAUAUUAAAUUAUGGUUGAAUUACGGUUGCAUAGUGCAGUUAUUUGUACCUUUACGAAGUAGGGUUCUACAGUACAUGUGCAAAUUAUCCGAUCAAAAUUUGCGUUUGGCAGCAGCUCGUGCCAUGGCUGACUUUGUUUGGUCAGCUGUACGCGACCCUUUAGAUAGCGCUGUAAGUUUUGAUAUUGAGAGCUUGGCUCUUGCAUUCAAAUAUUUUACAUCAACAACUUUAACAAUGCGUCUUACAGGUAUGGCGCAAAUAAAUGCACAUGUAAAUUUGUUUAAUGAAAUAUGUACGACGGAAACUGUGGGUGAGGUAGAAAUUGUGGGACAAAAAAUUGCAAAUUGGUUAACAGAAAAUCAUAUUAUACAACAUCUUUUUGGUCCAAAUUUGCACGUAGAAGUUAUAAAACAAGCUCACACCGUAUUAAAUUUUCUUGCCGUUGAAAAUCAAAUAACUGAUGAACAUAUAAAAUUAAUUUGGCAAGCUACACAAUUGAAACAUUGUUCAAAAACCAUCUUUGACAUACUGCCAUCGUUAGUUAAGAAUUUAGCACCUCGACCAGCCAUGCAUCUAUACUCUCUGUUGUGUCGCAUGGACCCUAAAGAUCAUACUGAACAAAGUAUUUAUAUAGCCUCAGCUUUAACAAAAUUAAUAUGGUCCAGAGAUAAUUCACGUGCUCAAAUGAAUUUAAUGCAAGAGCAUUUAUUAGCUAACGUAACAGCAUCUAGUUCAGAUAGUGGUAGCAUGGAUGGGAGUAAUUCAGAUGAUGAUCCAGCUAACGGUGACGAUAGUAGUGUAGCAAGUGGUCGAAAGAGUCCAAUAGAUAUUGAACAUGUUGGUUCUGAUACCGGUGUCACACCUAGCAAGCAAGCCCGCCGAAGACAUCACGUGUGCGAUCCUACAGAAGAAAAAAAUAAACAUAUUACAGAGGAGGAAAUGGCGAUUAUAAAUUCAAAAGUUGAUUUAAAAAUGCAAAAUCAUCGUAUGGUAAAUAUAAUUGAUAACUCCAGUAGUGAAGACGAAAUGCCUCAAAGCAACUUGAAUAUGACACUUCAUAGAAAAAAAUCACGUAAACGUCGAAAAGGUAAUAUGCCUAUGACACGUAUUGCACAUGAAAUUGUUGAGGCUAUUUGGGAUAAUGGUGAAGAUGAAGCAUCUAGUGACGAAGGGGAAGAUGUUGAUGGUGAAAUUUUAAACGAUAGCGAUGAUUGCAGUGAGACAGGACAAGUAAUGCCUAGUGCUGUAUUAAAACAUUUACAAGGUGAAGGACCCUAUAUUCGUGCGAUAGCUGAGACACAUAUUAGCGAAUUACUUAGUGGUGCGGAAAAUGAUGGAAGUUAUUCUUCGCCAAUGAGCAAUAAAUCCGAUAAGAAUUUGGCUGAUUUUGAUGAUGAAGAUGUAUCACCUUGCGAAGAAGAAUUAGUUCAGCUAGUGAGAACACAUGCUACCCAUGCUUCACAUGCGGCACACAAUUGUGUUUCACCCGCAUUUGCUGCUGCUGCUGCAGCAAUGGCUGCAGCUCACUCUGCUAUGGUUCUGCAAAAAACUGAUCCAAAUGUAGCCGUUGCAGCAGCUGCGGUUGCUGCAGCAGCUGUCGCCACCGGCAACGCACAAAAAUCGUUGGAAGCAAUGAGACAGCAACAAGUCACACUUGCAAAUGUAGCAGCUAAAGUAGCGUGUGCGAAACAUGAUAAUGAUAUGGAUGUUGAUAGACAUAAGGAUAUGCAGAAGCCAUCAACUAGUAGCGGGAUAACGUUACAGUUCGGUCAACCGACAUUCAAAAUAAAUGAUGUGUGUCAGCCAGGCAACACUCUUCUAUGGGACUUAUUGCAGGAUGAUAAAAUUUUUCAAUUAGGAGAGACGCUAGCUCUUGAAGCUGAAAAAGCAUUGGCUACAUUACUUUGCUUUAGUGUUGAUCGGUUGUUGCGCACCAAAUUUAUUGAAGGUUGUUUACAAAAUUUGGCUAAUAAUCGAAGUGUGAUUGUUAGUUUACGUUUGUUACCGAAAUUGUUUAAUUCAUUUCGACCAUCUGAUACGCAUCCGGUGACUAUGUGGGCCGAACGUCAGCAUGGCAUGAUGUACCAUUUCUUCAAUAAUAUUAAAUUUUAUGCCAAACAACAUGCCGAACAAUUAUCUAAAAGCAACGAACAACAAACGGACACUCCAAUGUAUACGCACAAAACGCAAGUUUCUGUACGUUUAAAUUUCCUGUCUUCCAUAUUUUCAACUGUUGGAUCACCUAAAACAUUUCGUUUAAGUCUUGAUCAAGUUGAUUCCCUUUGGGAAUGGUUGGCACAUGAUCCUGAAUGUGGUGACUGUUUCUUUUCUUGGGUCCAAAGUCAAUCUAAAGGUGGUGAUCAACAUGCGUUAGGUGUAGAAGCGUUGCAGCAUUUGUACUUAAACAAAUUGCCAGAAUUACGUCCAGAAAAUUUUUCUAUGGUAGCUUUAAGUCUCUUUCAACAACUUUGCAGUUUGGCGCGUAUGGCAAUUGCACAUUAUGAGAAGCAAAUUGAUAGCAUUACAGCAGCAUCUUCAAAUGUUGUAGGCAUGUUUCACUUAUGGAAAAUUGCUUUACGAGCACAUAAUUCAGAUGUAUCUAUGGCUGCGAUUCAGUACAUUAAUCUAUAUUAUAUGGGACAACAACUGAGACUAGAAAAAGAGUUUGUUUCGCAAUGUAUGGAACAUUUGGUGCAAGCAGCUGGCGCUUUAGAAAACAAUGAAGAUGAUAAUGCUUUAAUGUGCGUUCAACGGGGAUUAACAUUGCUUAACACCCAUCUGGAAACAUUUCGUCGCCGAUAUGCUUUUCAUUUGCGUCGCUGGGCAAUAGAAGGAAAAAGCAUUGGAUCACAUAGUAAUUUGAAGAAUGACAAUACUGGUACAGCGAUUCGUGUUGUUCUGCAACCUGCCGGCAUAUCUGAUAAAUCCAUACUACAUAUGCAUACUGGCGAUUUAAUAGCAGAUUUAAAAGCAGAAAUAUCAAAAUGGUGGGAAAAUUUACAAGGCAACUCAAAUUCAGGAGUAUCUGCGCCAGUUUUAGGUCUUUUACUUAGCGAAGGUCCGCUUAGAAUCAUCACACAAGGUCAGGAAUUAACAUCAGAAUAUGAUGAACGUUCAUUAUCAGAUGCUGGCUUUAAAGACAAUCAGAUUGUUUAUGUUUCGCUUGGCGGACGUGGAGCUCGUAGAAAAGAGACGAAUUUAGAUCAUCCUUCUAUGCAACCACCACCACCAAAAGAUUGUUUACCUACAGUAUUAUUGUUGCAACCAAAGUAUCUGGAAAAAUUAUUUUGUUUAAUGCAAACAUUAGGAGAUAUGAAACCGCAAUCUAAUGUUAUUCAUAUUUACACAAAGGCGCAAUUUCUGUCACGUAAAGUAUGGGAUAUUUUGGCAAUAUUGCCAACAAAUCCGAUAGUUCUUGAUAUUCUAAAAAGCUUUAGAAUAGACUUUAAUAAUUGCGACACUCAGCAGUCGGAACAGGAGCAAACUACCAAGCGGAAAGCUAUAAAGGAAAAACUAUGCGACCUAUUCGAUCCAAGCAAUUUGCAAAAAUUUAUGUACACAUUGCAUAUCGUAGAAAAUUUAAUUCUUAACAAUGGUUUUCAAAAUAGGAAUAGUCUCUCGUGUUGUAAUAUCAAUGGUAACAUAUUGCAAACUGAAACGGUUUCACGCGGAUCCAAAAAUAAUAAUAUAUCAAAAAAAAUUGCCAAUAGACGACGUAAUAGUAAUGAGGGAGUAGGCAUUAUGGAAGAUAGCAAACGAACUAAUUCGUCCACAGAUACUCAAGCACAGAAAGAUUCGCCGGAUACAGUGAUACAAAAGGAUAUUGCAGCUAGUUCUACAACAGAAAAUGAUUCAAAUGAAACAAAUGCUGAUGCACGAAAUAAUGAUAAAGAGAACAAUCCAGUAAAACAAAUUAAACGUCAAAAAAAGUGUGAUUGUAGCCAUUCACAUGAGGAGCAGAAAGAAAAUGAAAAAGAGAGACAAGUAUUAAUUGGAAAUGAUUCGUCAUCGAGUGUUCAUCAAGAAUCUAAGUGGAGUGAAGUAUUCAUAAAAUGUGGAGGUCUUAAACAUUUAUAUGAUAUUCUAAUAACAGGGCAACUACAAAAAAGUGCUUAUCCAAAAGAAAUAUUAAAUGAAUGGCGCCAUGAUUGCUUGGCAAGCUUGCUACGCAUAAUAUGGUUACUUGGAUUCGAAGAAAUACAAGCCGACGAUAUGCAUGUAACUAUAUCCCGUCCAUUACCAUUCAUGUUGGAACUUUUAGAAGAAAGUCCAUGCUUGCGAAGGCUAGCAACAAUACUGAAUGAUGAAGCUUAUCAGAACUAUAUAGCCACAUCGUUGCCAUUUCACUAUCAUAACUUACGAACUGGCUUUUAUAGUCGAGCGCAUGUAGUGCAAUAUACGAUGAAUAUUAUGGUAAGUUUUGUGCAUGCUUCUGCAGAGGCUAGACGUACUCUAUGGGCGCAACAGGACUACUGUAAUUGGGUACUGAAAUUUAUACUUGAAGAUCCAGAUCCAAUGGUACGGCGUGAAAUAUGUGCAGGGCUCUAUCGUAUUUGUUUAGGAAAUGCACAAAGCUAUCAGGUAUUAUUGGCCCCACUACUACGUAAACUAAUUUCCUUUUUGCCAGCAGCUGAGAAAAUGACUACUUAUGCUCAGCAUGCGCAGUUUUUACUUUGCGAUGAAGGCAAAGAACCUUAUGGACCAGCUUGUCGUGAUUACUUUUGGCUAUUGGCACGCCUAGUAGAUACAUUAACGCCAGAAAUAAUAAAGUCAUCAUUGGAUGAUGUGCAAGCUGAUGAGGAAGCCAUUGAUAUUGAACGGCUCUGUGUGUCAGUAUCACAAAGCAUACUUACUCGUGAUUAUCAUGAGACACGAUACGGUUUUCAGGAUGAUGGUUUAGUGGGUCUCAUUAAUCUAAUGUCGAAUUUAGUUAAAUACGAUUCUACAUUUAAGUUCAGUUUAAAUGCUUUACAAUUUAUAGAUAAAGUGUUUGAAUUUCUUUUUGAAAUGCCCUCGCCAACCAACAGACAGAAGCCUAAGUGUAAAUCAACAACAUCACGAGCUGCUGCUUAUGACCUUCUAGUGGAAAUGUGUAAAAAUUGCCCCAAAAGUUAUACAUACUUACAUGCAAAACUGCUGGCACAGAAUACGCCUGGUCCAAAACCUCCAUAUCCUUGGGACUAUUGGCCACGAGACGAAGGUCGGGCGGAAUGUGGCUAUGUUGGAUUGACAAAUUUAGGUGCUACAUGUUAUAUGGCGUCCUGCAUACAACAUUUGUACAUGAUGCCUCAGGCGCGUAUGGCGGUAUUAUGCGUUCCUCCAUCUAGUGCGCUUAAACAUGGUCCUACCUUAUUGGAGUUACAACGAAUGUUCGCAUAUUUACUUGAGUCGGAACGAAAAGCUUAUAACCCCCGUUCAUUUUGCCGUGCAUAUCAAAUGGAUCACCAACCACUGAAUACUGGCGAACAAAAAGAUAUGGCUGAAUUUUUUAUCGAUUUAGUUUCAAAACUUGAAGAAAUGACACCAGAACUUAAAGACUUAGUAAAACGUUUGUUUUGCGGGACACUGAGUAAUAAUGUUGUUUCUCUAGAUUGCGGCCAUGUAUCACGUACAGCCGAAGAGUUCUAUACUGUACGUUGUCAAGUAGCUGAUAUGAGAAAUUUGCAGGAGUCCCUUGACGAGGUCACCGUAAAAGAUACGCUCGAAGGUGAUAACAUGUACACUUGUUCACAAUGUGGCAAGAAAGUGCGAGCCGAAAAACGGGCUUGCUUUAAAAAACUACCCCAAAUACUCUGCUUCAAUACAAUGCGCUAUACGUUCAAUAUGAUUACAAUGUUGAAGGAAAAAGUAAACACACAUUUUUCAUUUCCAAUGCAUCUCAAUAUGUCCGAUUAUGUUGAAAAAACUUUAAUGCCGCAUCAAUACAAAGAGGAUCGUGAGAAACGCAAGAAAAAAAUAGAAUCCAAUAAUCAAAAUGAAAAUAGUGAAGACAAUGCUGAAGCUGAUGGUGAUGACAUCGAGGAAUGCUUAGAAUAUGAGCUAGUAGGCGUCACUGUACAUACAGGGACUGCUGAUGGCGGCCAUUAUUACAGUUUUAUUAAAGAAAGAAACUUGUCGGCUUUACAACUUGAUCGUUGGUUUUUAUUCAAUGAUGCUGAAGUUAAGCCCUUCGAUCCAUCGCAAAUUGCGGCUGAAUGUUUUGGUGGAGAAAUGACUAGUAAAACUUAUGAUUCCGUAACAGAAAAGUAUUUGGAUUUUAGUUUUGAAAAAACAAAUUCGGCUUAUAUGCUUUUCUAUGAAAGGCGUUUACCAAAACACUUAAAAGAUCGUCAAGCCGAGCUUCUUACACCACCUUUCUUGCGUUUACCGCCUUUUUUGGAUAGCAAAGAGACAACGGUGGAAAUAAAAACUAAUGAAAUAGAAAAUGUUGAGGAAAUGACAGUAAAUGUCAACAAAAGUAGUGAGUCUAAAUUAAAUGAAACGGACAUAAAUAGCAAAAAUAGUAGCAGCAAUAAUAACAACGACAGUAGUAGUAAACCUUCAAGUACAGUUGAUUUAAACUCUUCACAAAAACAAGUAAAAACAGUUGCUGAAUGUGCACAGCAAAAUUCAGAACCACAGGCAUCGACAUCUGCGGCAGCUGUCGCAGCUGCAGCUAUUAAAUUAGAGAAAACAAUACGAAACUUGCCAGUGCUGAAUAAAGAAUUAGAAGACUGGAUUUGGGAAGACAAUAAACAAUUUUUACAAGAUCGUAAUAUAUUUGAGCAUACGUAUUUCAACUUUAUGUGGCAAAUAUGUGGGCACAUACCGCAAACGCUACUAAUACAAACUGAUGUCACUUGCAUGGCUGCUAAGCUCUCAGUGUCGUUUUUUAUUGAAACGUAUAUACAUGCGAAAGAAAAGCCCACAAUGGUCUCAUGGGUAGAAUUAUUAACAAAGCAAUUUAAUGCAAGUCAAGAAGCUUGUGAAUGGUUUUUAACACAUAUGUCCAUUGAGCCAUGGUGGCCAAUACAGGUGCUCAUACAGUGUCCUAAUCAAAUGGUGCGUUCAAUGUUUCAGAGGCUGGUUAUACACGUAAUACAGAGACUUAGAUCUUCUCAUGCUCAUUUAUAUUUAAGUACUAAGACUGAUGAUGAAGGAAAAGAGUUAAUGGGAAAUGCUUCAUGCGUGACGCGUUUUAUAAGUUCAUUGAUUUUGCUAAUGGAACAUGGUGCUAAGGCGCAUUUAAGAAAUCUGUCCGAAUUCUUUUGUUUACUUUUUGAAUUUUCACGUAUGGGCGAGGAAGAAACUUUUUUUAUGUUACACAUUGGUGUAAUUAAAAGUGUUGCAGAUUUCUAUUUGGGCAAUAAAUCACAGGAAAACAUUGAUGUUGGUUCUGAUAAUGAUGAUAAUUCUUCAGAUGAAGCGCUUUCCGUAGAUAAGACACGCCCGGCAUCAUUAGAUAAAAUGAUUGCUUUAGUUGCUAAUUUGGUUGAACGUUCACGUGGACAAGAUUUACGUUUGAAGCUACUACCAAGAGACUUCAAUGCAAUAGCAGGUGGCAAGGGUUUUCCAUUUUUGUAUCAGCAAAUUAAGGAUAAUAUUAAUCCACAUCAAACAAAGCAUUUAAUACAUGCACUUUGCCGGUGGGAUGAACGUUUGGCAAAUCAAAUAAUAUCAAUGUUGUUUGCAUCGGUAACGAAGCAUACGGAACUUUGCGGUCCAUUCUUUAAAUUACUCACAUUGCUUACUGAAACGCAAGGUGGACCAUCCGGAUUACCUUGCUUUUCACAAUUAGUGCUGCAGAGGGUUUGGGAUGCUGCUGAGUACUGUCCACAGUCAGCGCUUGAUUGGUUAGCGUUUCAGGCACCUAAAAAUAAAAUAGCACAUGCUUGGAUACUACAGUCGGCAGAAAAUUGGAUGGAACAAUUUUUGUUGGCUCAUAACAACUCUAGAGUAAGAAAUGCUGCUGCAUAUCUGUUAGUUUCUUUGGUGCCGUCUCAACAGUUUAGAGCGAAUUUCCGUACAUUUUCAUUACACAAAUUAUCUGCGUUAGCAAAUCAUGUCUCACGUGAAUUAAGUAGUGAUGCUCAAAUAAUUUUACAUAACAUCAUAAACCAUUUACUGCGCUUACUACGUCCUGCACGUGCCUUUGCUGAUAUCAGUACACAUGGUUCUUCGAAAUUGACUGCUUAUUUCAGCUUGUUGAGUUAUUGUAUGAUUUCAAAGACUGAAAAAUUAAUGAUUGGACCGUACAUGCGAGCUCUAUGGGACCUAUUUCAUCCUCGAUUGUCGGAGCCCAGUGUACCAGCUCAUCAAAAUAAGCAUGCUCUUUUGGCAUUUUGGCACCAUUCUCUUGUCGAUUGUCCAGAAAAUGCAUUGCUGAUUGCAAACUGCCAUGAAAUAACUCGAAAUAUUGCAUUUAAUUACAUUUUAGCUGAUCAUGAUGAUUCUGAGAUAGUUGCAUAUAAUAGGUCAAUGCUGCCCGCCUAUUACGGCCUAUUACGUUUAUGCUGUGAGCAAAGUAGACAGUUGACACGCCAACUUGCUUCCCAUCAAAAUUUACAAUGGGCAUUUAAAAAUAUUACACCGCAUCCCACGCAAUAUGCAGCAGCUGUAGAUGAGUUAUUUAAGUUAAUGAAUUUAUUUGCAACUCGGCAUCCAGAUGCUAGUGAUCAAGAAAAAAUUGAUGUAAAUUCAUUCCGACGUACAACACUAACAGCUUACCUGACGGGUUUAGAUGCUCGGGUGUCUUGGGGGACCCUUAUAAAUGCUUUAAGAAUAUUAGUUGAUAACGAUGAUGAUCGUUUGCUUGUAAUAUAUAAUGGUGGAAUAGAAAUGUGCUUUGAAGCUCUACAUACUUUACAUUCCAUGCAUCACGAAGCAACAGCUUGUCAUGUUGCUGGCGAUCUGCAAGAUUUAUUAGGUGAACUCGUUUUGCUUCUGACAACACUACGCAUUAAUUCCCGACUUGAUUGUUCAGCAACGAAAAAGCAACAACAACAGCAACUUGAACAACAAGCACAACAACUACAACAGCAACAUCAGCAGUUAUUACAAAAACAACAAGAGCAACUAAAACAGCAACAGGCCCAAGGUCCACCUCAAACACAACAACAAAAAGAGAAGCAAUUACAACAACAAAUGCAGCAACAUAUACAACUGCAACAAAUGCAACAACAAUUACAACAGCAACAUUUUUUACGUCAACAGCAUCAGCAAACAAACAUGCUUAAGGGUCUACCAGACGCUGUUAAACGUUUAGCCACCUUUUUAAAUACAUUUAACCCACCAGAAAUAUGUCGUCUAACACUCGAUGUACUAAAAGAACUUGUUCGCAAUCCAAAUCUUGAUGUUAUCAAUCUCUUAACACCGAUACUUGUAAAUUGCCAUCUCUCUGUUGCAAAUACUAAUACUGUUGGGCCGUUAGGUCCAUUCUUUCCACGUCGUGGUUCCAAAGCAGCUUGGUCCACAAUUGCAAAGAAUAUGCCUAGACCACCAAGACCGAUGGUUCAAAUGAGUAUACCACAAAGUGAAGUACUACAAAAAGGCAUAGACGAUGAAUAUGACAUGCAAUUGGAAGCCUAUUAUCGUCCAUAUCAUGAUUUUAUAGAUGUUUUAAUGCGAAUGGCUGUAAAUAACAAUCAGUUAAAUGAGACGUUGGUAAAACUUAGUUGUCUUGUUGCUAUUGAAGCUGCUUCGCUGCAUUUUAAUCUAUUUACAAAAUUUUGGGUGGGCAUCAAUAACAAUAAGAGCACGCAUAAAUAUACUGAGCUAUUAAUAAACUGUUCCUACUUAGUUGAGUAUAUUCAUAUUAUACUACGCGAUGAACGGGUGUCAUUGAACGAUAUCAGCAUUAAAAAUUUUAUGGAAAUAUAUUGUCCGAAGAUAUCAGCUCAUUUGCCUAUAGCUCGCUUACUAUAUACUAUUAGUUACGCGAUGCACUCAAAAGACGAACUGAAGGAUAUAUAUGGCGACUUGUUUGCAAUACGAGUAAUAGCACAAAGUACUGGCAUACCAACAACGGUACGCAAGCAGUUGAGAGGUUCACUUAAAGCUUUGUUGUCUAAACGCCAAUCGAAUCAAGAUUUUAAGGAUAUUGAAAAUCUACCAAAUAAAAAACCAAAAUUGGAAUCCGAAUCGGAAACCGAAUCCAAGAAUAACAAUGAGGAUUCGGAACUGCCACAAAAAGCAAAACACAAUGAUGAUGAUAUUGAAAUUUCCGGUAGCGAAGAAAAGCAACCGGAAAGUAAGGAAGAAGAAAAAAACAAGGAUGCAAAUUUGAAAGAAACAAAAUCUGACAUAAAUAUUGAUAAAAAGCAACCAACUACUAAUACAACAAACACCAAUUGCAGUACGAAUGCGAAUGCAUUUGCAAAUACAUGUUCAAAAGCAAGUGCAAAUAGUGAUGAAUCACCCACAGCAAAAGCGUCUACUGCAGAGGAAUCUAAUGAUGAUAGCGUCGCUUCAAGCAGUAGUACUGGUACUGUUAAAAAUAUAAACAAAAAGACAGCAGAAGAUCGAUUAAGAGAAGAACAAGAGAAGCGACUUAAAAUUAUGUCUUCAAUGGAAACGUAUAUAAAGGGAAUAUUAGCAUUAAUGCAGAAAGAAGAAAGCUGCAAUUCCCCGAGUCGAGAAAUUGAGGAGGACGAGAGAUAUGAUGAAUUGGAAAGUUUAGUUGCAACACCGACUAGUGAGGGCGGCGACGAUAAACAGGCCGCAGCAAAUCCAACCGGAACGACGCAAUCAAAGACAUUACCCAAAACAAAUGUAGCUCAAUCUGUACACAAAAGCACCGAAUGCUCAAAAUCAAAAGCAAAAGAAGGAAAUACCAAUGUAAAUUCUGCUGAGUCAUCUUCAACUGUAUCCACAUCGACUUCAACAUCUGAAAGUUCACAAAUUUAGUUAUCGUUUAAUGACUUGUUACAGAUUUUGUUUUUCGGCAAAACU
Messenger RNA from Teleopsis dalmanni, 11991 nucleotides. RefSeq names its product ubiquitin carboxyl-terminal hydrolase puf (gene puf). Gene Ontology annotation, cellular component: cytosol; nucleus. NCBI's taxonomy places the organism in Eukaryota, Metazoa, Arthropoda, Insecta, Diptera, Diopsidae. The record is from RefSeq and is a predicted model, not a curated record. Bases 271 to 11946 code for a protein of 3891 amino acids. Gene Ontology annotation, molecular function: cysteine-type endopeptidase activity; cysteine-type deubiquitinase activity. Gene Ontology annotation, biological process: protein deubiquitination. The transcript has 26 exons.